Messenger RNA from Amoebophrya sp. A120, 11402 nucleotides. The record is from the annotation of a GenBank genome assembly. Lineage: Eukaryota; Dinophyceae; Syndiniales; Amoebophryaceae.
AGGGACCCGGGAAGUAGCCCCCUUCCUAUUUGUGUGUGAAACAUCCUAUAAUUUGUACUUUACCGUACGGAGGUUUUGCCUUCAUAUAAGCGGUAGUGCAAUAGAAAUCAACUGUGUAGCUUGCAAAUAAAAAUAUCGGCAGCUCGUUUCGAAAGCAGCCUCUCGAAACUUUUUCACUCGUCAGUAGUUGACACGAUAACGGUUAGUGAACUCCCAAAUACAAUAAGCACGACCUUGCGUGCUCCAAAAAGUGAAAGUCGCACUGAAAUUCACUGCAUCUGUAUCCUUCUAGUUAUUCAUUUUCACGUUUCUAUCUAAUUCUAUCUCUAUUUCGCCUCUUUGACGCCAUUUUUUUUCUCAAAUUUAAUUUUCACCAGUAGCAUCAACAUCUCAGCGUUUUUUUACGUUUUUUAGCUCCUUUUUUUUUAUAAGCUCGCUUGAUCAAAGCGGAGUCUUUUUUUUUUUCUUACUACUUGCGUACGAAGUAAACUGUUGCUUCCACUUCUAUAAGGAGCACAGUUUUUAUUUCAGCUUUUUCGCGCUGAUAACUUUUCACGUCGUGACACUGACAACUCUUACUACGUUCCUUUAAGUUUCGCCGUAGUUUCGGUCGUUGCGUAGAAAUCCAGUAAUUGCCGCCCACCAUGGUGUUCGGCAUGUUUGCAUCGGCGGAGGAUCCGCCCGCGCCAGCGGCGGAUACCAGCGAGAUGCUGGAGGAGAAUCUCGAGGAAAACGACAAUGCGCUGGCCCACGCCCCCGUCGCUUCGAAAAAGCCAGGCGGGAUUGGCAAGAACAAAAAAUCCGCUGGUGCCGAGGGCGAAACCACGGGUGUGGAGCUGGCAGCGGUCACGAUUGACUCGCCCGCGGCAUCAAAGGAUGACAAUUUUGAUCGUCCCCCACCGCCGGCGCGGAAGACGACGGAGAUGUGGACGGGGGAAGACCCGAACACGUUGAAUCUGAACAUGAUGAAAUCCGAGAAUCUGCCCGAGUGGUUCACGUCUGGUUUGGAACAGUUUGAUAAGGAUGGGGACGGGGAGCUGCACAAGGACGAGAUUAUGCACUGGGUUAAUGUGAUUUUGCGGAUGCGGCAGAAAAAGGAGGCGAACGCCCCGGAUAUCGACUACAGUGAGUUUCUAUGCAUUGCAAAAGCAUCGUACGUAGCAUAAAUUGCAUUACAAAUUUUCUCAGCAUGAAAAAUUGAAUUUGUCAUGCUGUUUUACCUUGGAAAGGAGAUUUUUCAUGCAUGCCUGCAAUUGGUACGAGUGCGAUACUUUUGCACAGAAUAGUUUCCGCAGCAGGUGAAAGAUGUGAUGGCGCGGUGGGAUGUCGAUCAAAACGGCUUGAUCACGGUCAGUGAGCUGGCGGCGGCCGGGCAGGCACAGGAAAAGAUGGAGAAGGAGAAUCGGUAAAAAGGGAUUCGGAUUGUAGUUUGUCAUGCGAAAGUUGAAAUCACAUUCACACUCUUUCACACUUGUCUCGUCUUCCAAUGGCAAUACGAAUACUGCUCUAUGCAACAGAAAUUCCGUCUUUUCGCCUGAACAACAGGUACAUGAAGAUCGCAAUCGCGGGUCUGGUCGGUGUGAUCGUUUUACUGACGGUCCUCAUGUUCGCGAUGGGCUACGCUGCCGCGGAAGCUUAUCAGAUUGGAAUCAGUUUCGUACGUUGUUGAGUCGCUAGAAAUGAUGGGAAAGUUUGUCAUGCAAGAAAGUACACGAUGAAGUUUUGAUCUUCUGUUCAUCAGUUUGAGUUUGAUAAGCAAUUCUGUCAUAGUACGAAGACAUGGUCGACAGGGAGGACCAAUGCAGAGAAUGCAGCGUCUGAAUUCCCACUGGCAAGAUGAACUCAACGAGCGCCCUUUUGCUCCCUCUCGAUACCUCUUCCAAGGACUACCGCCCCGCGUCUGCCGACCACGGCCGGCGGCGCGCGCUGACCGAAGCUACUCUCGCCUCCGAGCAGUCCGCUAUGCAUUGCAAACGGAUCGUACUAGUGCAAAUCGCAUUACAAAUUUGCUCAGCAUGAAAAAUAAAGUUUGUCAUGCCGGCUUGCCUUGGAAAGCAGUUUUGUCAUGCAUAUCUGCGACUUUAGUACCGCAAGACCGCGAUUCUUUUGCGUCGCAUAUGAAUGUACGGCGAACGCCUGCGGUUGCUGCACGCGGAGGGUGACGAUUCUUCCACGUUGAAAAAUCCCCCUGGGACGUUUAUGGAGGAAGAUUUGACCAUGAGCACGGCCAUGUGCACGAACGUUCUCACCGGGAUGGGGGAAGUCAUGGAGAUUCUCACCACCAUCAACCCGAAAUCCGCGGGGAGACUGCAAACGCUCACUGUUCCCACUUCCCAAGGACAGAAGGUGAUCCAAUUCUCGGGCGUGACCGUGUCGGACAGGCAGUCCUUGACCGAAGGGUCCAUCCGCGAGUUCUCCCAGGAGGGCGGUGGGCCCAAGAUCCGGCUCGUGGCCCCCCCGAUGCCGAUGUAUAACGCGACGGAUCCGUGCUUUGUCUACCCGGAGCGGCGGAUGGAGUUUGUGGACGGACAAAGUGGAAACAUUGACGUGGUGACCGAGUAUUUUCUAUCCCACAACGGCUGUCCACCGGUGACCGGCCCGCCGCUGCCGAAUGGAAACCCCGCUUGUGCGCCCCCGACGCCUUUAUUUAACGGCUCCAUGCCGGAUCGGGCGGCCUGUGUCGCCACCGUCCCGACGCUGGUGGUACAGUGCGAGGCGCAGAAGCCGAACCCGGUGGGGAUGGGGACCAUGCCCGCACUGCACACCUACUGCGUGAACGGAAUGUGCAAUCUGGGAAACUUCACGAUCUUUUACAACGUGAUGCCGAACAAGCCGCUUGGCCAAACCGCGGAGACCGUGUUCCUGUUGUGGGACACGAACAAUGACACGAUUGUCGACGAAAUGGAAAUCAACCGGGGGCAGGGCCAGGCGGCCCCGGACUUCCAGCACGCGCAGCAAAGUUUGAUGACAACGAGUCAAACCGUGCAGAAUUACGUGACUCACGCACUGGUGCACGGGAACACCACUACCAGAAGACGGAUGUUGGAGGCGCAAUUGAUCGCUGGGACGUUCGAGACAGAACGGCGGCUUUCGGAAGACGGUCAGACCGAGCGGACUUUGAUGGCGAAGCCGUCUUGGUGGACGGCGGGAGAUCCGCGGCGGAUUACCGACAUUGCGACCAAAAUCUGCAUGGUCAGCAAUAGUAUCCUGUGCAAAAGCGUCGUACUCGGUUACUUCAUCGGAUUCGUGCAAGACAAAUUUCUGGGUCAACCUAAAUCAGCAUGACAAGUUCCAUCUGUCAUCCUGAGCUGCUAAUUUGUAUUGCAAUGCCACGAGUACUAUGAUAUUUUUGCAGUUCAUACACAGCCACUGCGCCAACUCGGUGGAAGCGGAUCGAUUGGCAGAGGCUUUGUGCGAAGGUGACAAAAUAGUACGUCUCUUUCAUGAUUCAGGUUUCGACCUGCUUGCAGAAGAAAGCAACAUAAAUAGUUCUUUCAUCCCUUGUGCUUCUUGAUUCUGCAUCAGCACAUGAUCCUGUGGUCCCUGUGCAGUUACAAAAAUCGCUAUCAAGAAUUCUGAUGUACUACUUACGCACGACAAACUCUACAAACAGGUAACGAAGCGCUGUGCGAGACCGCUCCGGCUAUGACCCGUUCUUUGGACCGUGAUGGCGACGGUCGCGUGAAUGAACGCGAAUACGAGGCGAUUCACGAGAAAGCGCGUCCGGAUCCCGACGCGCGGAACCGCCGCGACGUUGAGGAGCCCAGGCCGGAUUCCGAUGUUUGCCCGAAUUUCAACACGCCGGAUAUCGGCGACGGGAUUGACUGCGGGUCGGAGGAAGACUUGGGGAAACUGAAAGACAUGGCGGACAAACGUUCCUGGUGCUCGAAGGCGGCGGGGAGAGACGGCAUUCUGGAUAACGAAGAGUGCAAAAACGCCAAUCGCGUCCCCACAGCUUUUGACACGAUGGCGGAGAUGCAGGCGCAGGGCGACGUCCGGAUGAAAUCGAUGAUUGAAAACAGUGGGGUCGGACUCCCCGCGUGCAAGCAGUUUUACAUGCGGGAAAAAGCUUUAGAUGAUCCUGUCGCUGAGGUGAUCUGCCACAUCCGGGAUUUUGAGUACCCUUUCAUGGAUGAGUCUUCCGGUUUGUCCGCGAAGGAGGCGAACCUGGACAUGGGACUACUGCUGGAACGGUACGGGUCGGAAGGCGCUUCCGCGUCUACCACCGUCCGGAAAUUGCAGCAAGAAUUGGGGUUUGGGAAACGCACUCGGGACAAAUUCGGGAACAUCAUCACGCAAGAGUCCGCUUUGGCGCGGCAGGGCACGGAUGUGCAGGAUGACCCGUUGCACUACCACGUGUUCGAAAAACUUAUCAACACGCCCCGCGCCCGCCGGAUGGAGCAAAAGAUCAUCAACAAAGAGCGGAAACUUCGUCAGAAGCGGCGGAUGCUGCACGGAUCGAACUCCGAAAUGUAUGAGUCGUGGCUUUUGGCGAGACGGCUGAAAGCGACGGAGAAAUUGCGGAGACGCCGGGUCUUGCUUGCGUUUGACGAGGAGAAGGAUGACCCGGAGGUCACCCACCGCAAGUUACAGUCGAUCAACCGGCGACUGGAGCAAAUUUCUGAAGCGAAGAACAGCGGCGAAGCCGCCAGUUCCCUCCGUCGGUUGGAGCAGACCGGUCGGAGGCUGUUAGCGGAAGAUGAUGAUGGUGAUCGAAAGUUGCGGUUCUUACUGGACGAUGACAACCACUUGAUCACGCGGAAUUUACAGCAGUACCAGCAGGAGUUCAAGAUUGGCUCCACCUCGCGGCACAUGCGGGAAUUGAUGACGCUGACGCACGCGGGGAAAAGAAACUUGAUCAGUUUGGAGCAGAUUGGGGAAAAGGUCAUGAAUUACAUCAUCACCGACGAUGUCGAUGGUCUGCAGACCUGGGCCAUGACCAUGCUCCGCAGCGACAUCCGCAUCUCCAUUCCGAAGCAGGCGAUCUUGUACUUGCUGUACGACGCCCGCGACCCGUUGGGGAUUGGGAUGGGCGUGGCUCGGUAUUUGGAUCAGUUUAUGUCGGACAACCAGGCGGAGGAAAUGCGGGAAGAGACCGGGCGGAUGCCGGAGUCGCAAGACUUUUCCCGCUACGACCGCGACGGCGAGACCCUUGCCGACGUGCGGCCCCGCAUGCGGCAGCUGUCCCACCAAAGACGCGUUUUGGUCGAGAUCGCAGAGCGGCGCCGGAUGCGGGCCUUGCAGGAGAAGGAUGGGAAUCAGCGACGGAAGUUGCUGGAAGAGACUGAUUCCAUUCACCGCCGGCUACACGAAGUGGCACGGCACGAUCCGGACGAAACACGGGUGUUGAACUCGGAAGAAAUUCGGCAGAUGAGCGAACAAACGCCGUUGAACGAGCGGGAGACAGAGCGGGUGAUUGAACACUGUCGGAGGGAGAAUAGAGACUUGGAAGGGGCGCAAGCGCGGCAGUUCACGCGGUUGCUGAAGCAGCUGGAUUUGUCCGACUCGGAUAUGAGUGCACAACUCCCCCUGCGCCUCCCCCUCAUUUGUAUUUAGCAUGAACAGCAAUACAAACUACACCAGCACACGCAGAGCGUAUGCAUGACAAAUUUCUUGUGUGCCCAAUGUAGUGCUUCUUCUUGGGCUCCUUCCGGAAUCAUUUGUGAUGCAAACAGUGCCACAAGGCAGCGACUGGAUUUGGGGUGUUGCAUGACAAAUGAGGAAGAGGGGGAGUUGUGCACUGUCAUAUCGGAAAGGCGGGAACUCCGAGACGCCGCGGAGGAUGCUGGGAUGUCCUCGGAUCGGGAUGAAGAGCCCGUGGCCUGCACCCCGUGCGCCUUAGCCACCGCUCCCACGGUUGGGAUGACCCCGGACCACUUACGGGAUGCCGUGUUGAACAACAACGAGCGACAGGAGGGCAACCCGGACUGGUGCGCCACGCAGUUCCAGGACAUGCAGGCCAUGGCGGUCAAUGUCCCCACCUGUCUAUGAGAGUGGACAACUCCCCUUCCCCUCAUUUGUCUAUGCAAAAUCGCAAAUUCAGGCUGUGCCUCUUGGCACUGUUUGCAUGACAAGUUCUGGUAGGAGCCCAAAUAGCACUACACUCCAGUGGAAAUUUGUCAUGCAGAGCCGGCAUUCUUACUGAUGCUUGUAUUGCAGUUCAUGCUAUACAAAUGUACUGGAGGGGGAGUUGUCCACUGUCAUACUGUCUCGGCGCGAGUCAGAACGCGACUACGGGGGAAUACAUGACCCCGAUCGCGACCUACCCGGCGGACCAGCCGGUGACCUUGCCGCGGGUGCCGGAAGCAUACACCGGCGCGAUUGCGGCUGCAAACACCGCUCCGACCACGGGGAAUUUGAUGGCGGCCGGGUCGGUGACGCCCCAAGCCGGCGACGUGAUCGACCCUUACACCUGCGCGGGCGCGAAGCCGCCGGCCCAGCCCGGAGCGGCGGCGGCGAUUCCCGACACGCAGUUCCCGACUUAUGCCCAGGCGGGUGGAACUAGGCGAAGUUUAAGGACUUUUGACCAAUCGGACUUGGUAUUGACGACGAAGCCGAGAAACCUUUCGAAGCAGCACGUCAAUAAACACAAGCGGCCGAAGGGGCGGAGUCUCACCGCGAACGUGUCUCCCUCUCUGGAUCUUUUUGCGCACUAUCAAAUGCAAAUAUGUCUGGGUCUGGAAACCUGUGAUGCUGAAAUGCGCAUGAGUGAAACGAUUGCAAUAGCAGCCAAGCAUGACAGGUUUUUUGAAAGCUUAUUUCAUUCUAAUGCCCAGCACACAUUAGACAUCACGAAUUGCAUUUCUGCAUGACAAAGCAAGCUGCUCUUUUGCCGCUCGUGCAACACAGAUUUUUCAGGAAUGCAAGAUAUGCAUUGCAAAGUCCAGCUUCCCAGACCCAGACAUACUUGCAAUGCAUACGCACAAGUCCAAGCCCAUGUCGUACGCGAAACAGUUGCAGAGAGAGCAGGAGGUGGAGAUGCGGCGAGUCCGGAGGGAGCGACGGUUGUUGGAGGAGCACAUGCAAAUCGGGAAUGACGAGCCUGGUACAGCUUCUUUGAGUAGGAACCCAGAAGCGGAGAUUCUCUACGACGGGAACGGUCGGAAGCUGAUGCCGGCGCUCUCCCAGACGAUUUGCCAGUCCGCGAACAUCCCCGAUAGUGAAUACCUUUGUUGCCACACGGGGAUUUGCAUCACGGAACACGCGAAUCCAACGCAGAUGGAGAAUCCAGACCGGGACAUCACGCAGGGCGGGGAGCCGAUGGCGCGGAUGGACCCGGAGCCGCCUGCGCCGGUGACCUUCUCGCAAUUCGUGGAUCGCAUGAUGCAUGAAUUACCCUCGUGUAAGAAACUUCCCCCGGAGGAGCGGCAGAUGCCGCUCGACGCGGCGACCCAGAACUUCGACCUCGACCACGACCACACGUUAGCUUUCAACAUGGAAGUGGACAAAAUGGGCCCGGGGUGCGUGAAGGAGUGCGGCUGCCACUACUUAGGCUUGCAUCCGAACACCGGGGAAGAUGUCUUGGUGAACAUCUGCAACUACCAGGCGGAAGUCCGGUGCGGCUGCAUGAAAAACAAAAAGCAUUGCUUCGACGAGAUCAUGCGGACCUGGGAAGAGAAGGGAGGAACCCGCGAUGAGCGGGGGAACAACCGGAGGGCCAGGAUGCAGCGGCGAGAGCGCCGCCGCCGGAAUCUCCGGGAGAGCCGGUUGCAGUCCGGAAACUUUCGUCGGUUGACGAAGUUCGACGUGAAGAAAGUGCAUCACAAAGUGGAGAUGCAGAAGGACCACAGGGCGCACUUACUCCGACGGGUUUUGCAGGAGAAUGACGUGGAAAAGAUCGAAUCCUUUGAGAAGGAAUUCCAUCUCGGGUUCGGAAAACGCCACAAAUCUUUCCGGGUUUUGACCGGGAAAACCGGGGACCGGUUCCGACAGCUCGCGGUGGUCGACCAUUUCCACCGCCGGCUGCGACGGCAGCGCCGGAUGUUAUCUACUUCACAGACAACCGGCGUCCACGAAACUGCGCUCGGUUACCACAACAUGGGUACCGCGGUUGCGACCGGUGUGGUCGCGAUGGCGAACCCGGCCACUUCUCCUCCACCGACGACUGGUCCGCCGAGCUACAUCGAGUCUGCCGUUACCACCGCUUGGCUGCCGGACACGACGACGCCACUUCCCCCUAGACCCGCUACCAUCACCGAGACCGCGACCACGCCGCCGGCUUUAGUGACCCCGAUUUCCGGGAACCGGACCACGCCAAUUACGGUAAAAGCGGUGAUUGACCAGUCGUUCUUCGACUCCCGGGACGGCAUGUUCAAGCAACUUUUGUACAUGGACGUGAACCGGCGGGAACCUCCGCCCAGAAACAUUACCGCCGACCCCUACGACACGGUGAUUUGCGCCACGUUUGAGCAGAACGCGAACACCCACGCCCCGCUCACCGAGUGUAUGAACGCGAUGCCGUGGGACCCGGACGUGAUGGGCUAUCACCCCCAGUUUUUUGAUGACUACCACGCGGGGACAGUGCAUUGCCCCACGGGAAAUGACAAUGACUGGUCGGGAACGGCGUAUGCGACCGCGAUGGCGAAUUUCGACGGGAACAGAAACGGAGACGACAUUGAUUUUCUCCAAAACACUAUCCAAGAAAAAAACUGUGUAAGUGUAACUUUGUGUUGCAGAAAAUGCAAAACUUUUACACUCGUCAUGCUGGACAUGCAUCAGAGGAUAUUUUCGCACGUGUUUUCAAGUACUAGCUAGGCAUGACAGGUUUUCUGCGUCAUGCAGAGCAAACUUGUGACGCUAUUCUUCCAAGAGACUUACACUUACACAGUUUUUUUCUUGCAUAAACACCCCGGAAGGGUACACGUGUUUCGAGGGCAUGAUGGUGCCGGAUUACACGGUCAAAGAACACGAGGACGAAAUGUCGAGUCGCAAAACUUCUGGCCAGGUCUUGCAUGAGGUUUGCAAGCCGCAGCAGAACCCCUUCGGCCCGGAGUUGAAGAUGGAGUUGGAGAAUUUCGCUUACGAGCACUUCACGGAAAUUGACGCGUGCCCGGACUGCUGCGAGGGCUUUCCGACGCUUGGGGAUUUGAUGCUGCAUGAAGUGCAGCUUGCGUUCCCCGAACCGGGAGUUUUCCACAAUCGGGAACUAAAGCAACCAGCGCUGCGACGGCAGUUCGACGCGCUUGAAGCUCGGGUCGGCACUUCCCCGAACGUCCAGGAACGGGCGCACAACAGCGUGAUGGAAAAGGAGUUCGGUGCGCACAGCAUCAUCGAAGCCGUGACGUUCGGAAUUGCUUCUGGGGAUAUCGCCCCUCUGAUUGAGAAGGCGAUGGACAAAUCUGGCGAUAUUUUCGAUUCGAUCAAGAAUUACGCGAGCCGGGAUCCGAGUAGCGAUGAAUUGACGUUUGGGGAAAUCAAAGCUUAUUACGAGGAUUGUCAGAAGUCGCAGCGGCCGCCCGGUUUGAGCUCCGAAGUCUGCGAAUUGCUGAACAAAAUGAUUGACAUUCUGGAGCAAAAGAUUCUCCCCCCGGCGUCGGCGGGUCGGGAUGCCAUCCCGGCGACGGCUUCAAUUUCCCGGAUGGAAAUCAUGAUAUCAAAUGCAAAUUGCCGGCUUUGUUAUGCAUAUUUUGCAUGACCCAGGAUUGUGUGUGAUGCAUGCCCUACCAUCACAGACUUUUCGAGGGCUUCCUUCCUGAUGCCUACUCCGCAUGACAAAUGCACUCCCCGCGUACGUAGCACAAACUAAACUCCUCUUGCUGGUCAUGCAAUACAGACGUUUUUAGAGUCCAAAGUUAGCAUCACAAGCUGCAACCUUCCAGACCCAGGCACUUAUGCAUUUGAUACAUAAACGUUGUCGACCAAACCAUCCCUGGCAACGAGCCCGGCAUGCCGAUGGGGGAAAGGAUGGGUGCAGGCGAUUACUUCUGCUCGCAGAUGAUGGACGGGGAGUCCGGUUGCAUUGAACGGGCGUGCAUUGAGCAGACGUUUUUUGACCAGUCGAACAACCAAGCUACUGUUCCCCGUGACGCUUUGUACGAGCCGGCCACUGAAGUAUGCAUUGCAAAAGCAUCGUACAACUCGUAUACUAAUUGCGUUUAUGCAUUACAGAUCCGCGCGCUUACGCAAAACAGCACGACAAAGUGCAGCUCUCCUUCUGCAUCAAGAAUUUGCAAUGCAAUCACAACUACUAGCAGUACGAUAGCGAUACUUUUGCAAUGCAUAUCAAGCCCGAGAGAUCAAAUCCGACAGUAGGCCGAUGCUGGAUUCUGACCGCGAGGAAAAACAGGAGCGGAUGGACAGUAACGAGAGGGACAUCACCACCAGCCAGAUGAAGGACCGCGCCUUCGCUAUUGCAAGGAAAAAUUCCCCCUCUCCAUACUGAAAAGGUAUGUUUCAAAAAAUUUGUGAUGCUGAUUUGUGACCACAAAUCCUGUCUCUCUUGCAAGAGGGCAAGCUCAGAGACUCCGCCACGAUAUGCAGGCGAUCUGUGACGCUGCAAGGCCCGUAGGGCAGACGUCUGCCAUGCUAGGCCCCUACACCAAGAGGCCGCCGCUGAGGCUUACGAUCUGCGUGCAGUCCUUUACUGCAAGACGAAUAUGAUUUGUGUACUCAAAUACAGCAACACAAAUUUCGUCUUCGAUAUGGGGAGGGGGGGUCUUUCCUUUUGAUAUUCACCGAGGGUGAGUCCUGCGGCGCCUCGAUUUGCGAGCGUAUGCAAGCUAGAAGAAGAAGACGGUUGUUGCGGCGGGCAAGAGAGUUACAGGCGGACGAGAAGCGGGUGCUGUCGGAAAAAAAGGAAAAAAACGCAGUCGUUGGGGGAAUGGAAGGUGCAGCGCGGGGUUUGAAUGAAAUCGCUGUUUCUUCCCUCCAAGCCCACCUCCAAACCGCUCUGCAGGAGGAGAUCGACUUCCUGAAAGAUUUCUUCCCGGAGGAAGAGCACGCCCGUCGGCUCACGGCGAUCACCUUCGAACGGGCGGGGAACAAGGCGACAGGCUUGGGCCACUUCUUGCGGAACGACACAAACCUCGAUGGGGGUGUCGAUCCGCAAACUGGGAUGAAGGUGGGGUCUUUGUUGACAGACCUAUGUGAGUGCACAACUCCCCCUAUCCCUCAUGAUUUGUCAUGCAAAAUACCAAAUACACCCUUUGCCUCUUGGCACUUUUCGCAUGACAGUUCAAUCAGUACUACAGUCCGGGGUGGAUUUGUCAUGUGAAACCUGCAUUCUUGUCGACGCUUGUGCUGCUGUUUGUGCAAUGCAAACGAGGGGGAGGGAGAGUUGUGCAUUUUCAUACAUAAGACCCUGCGGGGAACUACAUCAAUGUGGAUCCCAAUGCUGGCGCCUGCCCCAACGCCGCCGCUUUGUUCGCAACCGGGGUUCCGGAUACGGAGUUGGAAGAGGUUAA